Messenger RNA from Pseudovirgaria hyperparasitica, 1637 nucleotides. Its product is annotated as WD40 repeat-like protein. Bases 259 to 1428 code for a protein of 389 amino acids. Gene Ontology annotation, biological process: protein lipidation; autophagy of mitochondrion; protein localization to phagophore assembly site. The transcript has 5 exons. Gene Ontology annotation, cellular component: cytosol; phagophore assembly site membrane; extrinsic component of membrane. NCBI's taxonomy places the organism in Eukaryota, Fungi, Ascomycota, Dothideomycetes, Acrospermales, Acrospermaceae. The record is from RefSeq and is a predicted model, not a curated record. Gene Ontology annotation, molecular function: phosphatidylinositol-3,5-bisphosphate binding; phosphatidylinositol-3-phosphate binding; protein binding.
ACGCUUCAUUACAAGCUGCGUGACAUGCCCUCAGUCGCCAGUCUUCAACGGCACUCCACAUGAUGCCACGACACAUACAAUAGGAAUACAAUACCUUCGAGCCCCGAACCUCCAAUAUGCCUGUGAUGCUCCGCGCUGCCCGCCGUUACAAUACUACCCUUGCGGACGUACAGCUACAACGUCCCUUCUAUCUCUCGGCCUUCCCUUGAUCUCGCCACAUAACCUCCCGCAAGCUUUGCGUAGAACUCUCUAUUCAAGAUGGACACUAGACGGGUCAUAGACGAGUCCACAGGUCCAGUUGCACUAUCAGUUGCAUUUAAUGCAAGUCGCAGCUAUUUCUCAGUGGCUUUGGACACAGGCUUCCAAGUAUACAAAUCAGAGACAUGCGAGCUGGACAAGACGCGAGAUUUUGGUUCAGGCUUGGCUGCUGCUGAGAUGCUGGGACAGUCGAGCAUCUUAGCUCUCGUUGGUGGUGGAAGGCAGCCCAAAUUCCCCCAGAACAAGGCUGUUAUCUGGGAUGAUCUGAAAGAAAAGACACCAAUCACUCUAGAAUUCCGAAGCCCCGUCCAACGCGUUCGGAUAUCGCGAUCUCAUCUCGUGGUAGUACUCUUGAAUAGCGUUAAUCUGUAUAAGCUUGCGUCUCCUCCCCAGAAACUCGCAACGUUCGAUACAGCAAACAACCCGUAUGGCUUGUGCUGUCUCGGAGAGCAACUCAUGGUGUUCCCGGGACGAACACCAGGUCAGAUACAGCUCGUCAGACUCAGCAAUAACCUAGUCAGCAUCAUUCCUGCGCAUAGUUCUCAGCUGAGCGCAUUAGAUCUGAGUGCAGAUGGUGAAAUACUUGCGACUGCAAGUGAGCAAGGGACUCUGAUUCGUGUCUGGGCAACAACGAGUUCCAGCAAAUUGGCAGAGCUUCGACGUGGUGUAGAGCAAGCUGUGAUCUUCUCCAUAGCGAUCUCUCCAUCGAACACCAUGCUUGCUGUAACAUCGGACAAAUCGACAUUGCAUAUCUUUGAUCUGCCUGGCGCAGCAAACUCUUCAAGUUCACGGCCGACCGAAAGCAUGAGUGGUGGUGAGAGCGCUACAGAUGUAGAAGGCCCAACAAAAUCCAAGUGGGGUAUGUUAUCAAAGGUACCCUUCAUGCCCAGAGUCUUCUCAGACAGCUACUCGUUUGCGAAUGCGCGUUUUGAAAUAGGAGACGAGCCGACAGCCCUUGCUGGAAGUUUACGUCUAGGAGGCUCGAAUGCAUCACUACCAAGUCUUUCAGGUCGGCGGACGCCGAAGGGCGUCAUUGGUUGGUUGAGUGAAUCUGUGCUGGUCGUGAUCGGCGCAGGCCAAGAUGCACGAUGGGAGAAAUUUUUGGUAGGACCUGCUGCCGAUGGUACGCGGGUGUGCUGGAGAGAUGGGUGGAGACGAUAUCUCAAAUGACUGCUCCUGCUAAUCUGUAGUGUGGAGACCGCUUGUUGGUAAUGCGAGGUGCGGCAGUAUUACUUCAGUUACCUAGACUGUUGUUGCACACGCUUCUAUGCUUCGAAAUUCAAUCUUUUCAGGUUUUGAAAUGUACAUAUAUUGUGUUCGAGAUGCGAGACUGAGUAUUACGUACUACGAAGUAACAUUCAGGAAUUGUAUAUACCAAU